Vombatus ursinus (common wombat) is the source of this 1119-nucleotide messenger RNA. Its product is annotated as G-protein coupled receptor 12-like. Gene Ontology annotation, biological process: G protein-coupled receptor signaling pathway. Lineage: Eukaryota; Metazoa; Chordata; Mammalia; Diprotodontia; Vombatidae. The coding region runs from base 1 to 1119 and encodes 372 amino acids. Gene Ontology annotation, molecular function: G protein-coupled receptor activity. Gene Ontology annotation, cellular component: membrane. The record is from RefSeq and is a predicted model, not a curated record. The transcript has a single exon.
AUGGUCCCCCAACCGACGCAGUCGCCUCUCGAGUCGCCCCUUGAGCUCUUGAUCCACGCCUCAGCCUCCACCGGCUCCAGCCCUGGCCCAGGCACCAGCCCCAGCACCGCCACGGAUGCCUCACCUCCCCCACCGCCAGAUGGCAGUUCCUGGCCCCCCAACGGCUCCUGGCCGAUGGGCCGUGGCCGGGGUCUGGGAAGCGGCGAGGGGGUGAGCCCGUGGGACAUCGCCCUGUGCGCAGCAGGCACAGUCAUGGCCUGCGAGAACGCCCUGGUGCUGGCCGUGCUCUGUUGCACUCCCAGCCUUCGGGCUCCCACCUUUAUGCUUAUAGGUAGCCUCGCCCUGGCCGACCUGCUCUCUGGCGUAGGCCUGGUGGCCAACUUCGUUGUCAGAUGCGUGAUGGAUCCGGUGAGCGAUGCUGUAGCCCUGUGUCUGGCCGGUUUGCUGCUGUCCGCCUUUUCGGCCUCUGCUUGUAGUCUGCUGGCCAUCACGGUGGAUCGAUACCUGUCCCUGUACAGCGCUCUCACCUACCAGGCCGAACGCACUCUGCCCUUCACCUGUGGUCUCCUGGCGGCUCUCUGGCUCACCUGUCUCGGCAUCGGUGCUCUUCCCGCUAUGGGAUGGCAUUGCCUGGACACCCCUGACAACUGCAGCGUUCUGAGCCCCCUGACCAAGGAUCAGGCGGCCGGGCUGUCUGUCUCCUAUCUGUUCCUCUUUUCCUUUAUUCUGCAUCUCUACCUGCAGAUCUGCCGGGUCGCCUUCCGCCACGCGCAGCAGAUCGCUGUCCAGCGCCACAUUGUCAACAAUGCUGGCUCUCCCAUGCCGUCCGCCUUCUGCCUGGUGUCCAGCACUCGCAAGGGCGUGUCCACUCUCUCGCUGGUCCUGGCCACCUUCGCCUUCUGCUGGGUGCCCUUGGCCGUCUACGCGAUGGUGGCUGACCCUACCUAUCCUCAGGUCUACACCUACUUCCUGGCGCUGCCAGCCGCCUGCCACUCGGCCAUUAACCCGGUGGUCUACGGCUUUCGCAACCCAGAGAUUCAGAGGUCUCUGUCGGUUGCCUACACCACCUAUUUGCGCUCCCUCUUCUCCCGACCUCGGGGUUCCACCAGCAACGUCUGA